UUCUAUCCGUUGAUUGAGAAUACGCAGUAAAAUUACCUCCGGACUCACUCGGAGUCACCCAGGCGGAAGUAAUAUUAUCCUGGGGCUGAAUGUCUUUAUAUCUUCAGUCAAUGUUCUAUCCUCUGACCUUAGGCCAGCAAUCUCUUUGAAAUUGGAGUCUGGUAAAAUGUGUAAUCACUCGUCACCGGUUUGAUUGGCGGUGAAAUCCAAUUGGUGGAUUUUCGACCAAUCGAAACCCAAGAGUGGGGGGGUCUGUGUUUACUCUGCAGGCGCUCAGCUGCCCAUUGCACCUGCCGAAACCAUGCGGUGCCAACCGUAGCACGUAAAAUACAAAGCGGAUUUAUUCAAUGCGUGCUAAACGAGAAAAUUGGCGGGUGUCGGAAGGGUUAAAAAAAAAAGUGAAAUAUAAACUGCCUAAUACGAACUUGAAGUCGCUGUUGGCGGCAGUUGAACAAAGCAAUUUGAACAUAGCACUUGGCAGUUGCGAAUUGAACCGGCAAACCCUCGGAACUCGGGAGUCUCGCUCUGUCAGCUUAAUAUUAUAUUAAGCAAAUUUAUCCUCCCUCAGAAACUGCAGGAAAGUUGACAGGAAGAUAUCCACCAUGGACACUAGGCUCAGGGCAACGAAAUUAUCCGGAGUUGUGAAGACAUAUAGGAAGAAUGCAGGAACUACCACGCGGUACCUGAAACCAAGCAUGUUGGCUUCGAUGAACAUCAAUGUUCCAGUGAAAGCGGAUGCUAAUAAUCGUGUAGUAUUGCAGUCGCUACCCCAUAUUCAAGACAAUGUCGCAGCUGUGACAAAGCAUCCUUCGGCUGAGGAGGGUGUAAUCAAUGCGAAAGCAGUGAAGCCAGCGAUAGCUACAAAAGCAGCGAUGACAAUGGUGAAGCCAGCGAUAACUGCAAAGGCAGUCAUGACGACUGUGAAACCAAUUAGGCCAAAGCUUAGCAAGUGGGAUUUCAAGGGACGGCUGGCUUACACAGAACAGGAGUUGGUAUACUUUAAAAAUAAAUUGAAGAAUGCGACGACAGAAAGUAGUGAGCUCACCACAGCGUUGGAGACCUUGACGGAGAGUGCAAAGCAUGAGAAAGAAAGAGCAGAGGAAGCUGAGAAAAGAUACUGUGAAUUGGUUAAGGAGCGUGAUAGGUUAACAAGUUUAAUGAAAGAUUAUCAAGCGACUUCUGAGACAUUGAAGACUGAUGUUGACCAGCUUAAAACUGAACUGUACAAAACACAGUGCAGUCUCAACCAACAUAAGGAGGAUUAUGAAAACCAUGACGCCGAGAUGUCGGCUGUGGUUGAUAACACUGAAAAAAUGAUGAAGGAGAAUUCUGAGCAUGAAGAAACUGUGAGGUGCUUGGAAAAGCGCAACAAGGAACUCGAAAUUGUUUCCAAUGGACUUUGUGAGAAGAGGCAGGAGAUGCUAGAGACACUUAAAUUGCUAAAAGGGGAUGAUUAGGUUGACAGUACCUCCUUGUGAUUAUGACUGAUUGUAUGAUACAUUAUGUAGAAUUUUUUGGAAAUUCAAACUAGCUUGAAUACCCUUACUUUAUACAAGAGGAUGAAGACGAUCUCAAGUCUUACAAAUUAAUUGAAUCUCAAUCCUAGGAUUGAGUUUUGUAAUUUUACCAGCUUGAAAUCUAAUUAUUACUUAUGAUUUGUACUCUGACCUUUUCAUUUGUAAAAACGUUCAAUUUAUUAUUUAAUGUACCGGUGUCGUCGGAUAGAGUAAUAUAUAUAU
This is a messenger RNA of Diprion similis, 1739 nucleotides long. RefSeq lists its product as uncharacterized. Lineage: Eukaryota; Metazoa; Arthropoda; Insecta; Hymenoptera; Diprionidae. The coding region runs from base 603 to 1457 and encodes 284 amino acids. The transcript has 3 exons. The record is from RefSeq and is a predicted model, not a curated record.